UAUGCUCACUUACUGACCAGGGAGAGGGUUGUCAGAGCCCAAUGUUGGAGCCCCAAGGAACAGCGAAGGACAGCGGGUUGACGGGGAGCCUGGCGCAGUGGGCACUUCCUUCUCCAUCGGCCAGCCCCGUGGGCCCCCUGGCAACAGCCUUUCUGCUGUCUCUGUUUCUGCACCCGGCGUCCCUUCUGACCCAGGAGCACUGGGAUUUUCCAGCAGUAGAGCCGAUCCCCAGUCUAAAGAUGAAGUUCGACCCCAGGAGAAUGACGUUGACUUGGGACUGCCAAGAAAAUGCCACCUACGUGGAAUGUGUGAUGUUUCACAAGGAAAAAGGACCAAUUGCAAUAAUGGUAAGAUGA
Molecule: messenger RNA, 356 nt
Organism: Manis pentadactyla (Chinese pangolin)
Lineage: Eukaryota; Metazoa; Chordata; Mammalia; Pholidota; Manidae
Product: granulocyte-macrophage colony-stimulating factor receptor subunit alpha-like
Exons: 3
Coding region: 42-356 (104 amino acids)
Source: RefSeq, a predicted model, not a curated record